Molecule: messenger RNA, 987 nt
Organism: Paraglomus occultum
Lineage: Eukaryota; Fungi; Glomeromycota; Glomeromycetes; Paraglomerales; Paraglomeraceae
Source: the annotation of a GenBank genome assembly
AUGUCGUUUAGGAUUUCCCCAACAUCAUCCGUUGAUAAUUUUGACUAUGAAAAUACUGAUUCUGAGGCCAGUUCUACUCAUUCGGUGGCAUCAUUAUUUGAUCCGAUAAAGGAGGCGGCUAUGACUCCAUUCAACCUGUUUGACCAAUUUAUAGAAAUUGAUGGAAGAUACUAUUUCAACGACAAAGAACUCAAAACUUACCUACCUAGCGACAGGCAGGAGCAUGCUAGGACACGCGUACAAUUAUAUGUAUACAAAUUGCUAUGGGGGGGCCAUUUCUCUUCCCCUAUUACAGAAGAGCUAGCGCUCGGAAUCAAUGUUCUUGACGUUGGUUGUGGUGGAGGAUCAUGGAUUUCAGCUAUGGCUACGAACUUUCCCUUAUCAAGUUUUGUCGGAAUAGAUAUUUCUCCUUUAUUCCCUGAAGACAAUCCACCCAAUUCGGCAUUUAUUAAAUGUGAUGUCCACGACGGUCUACCAUUUCCCAGUAAUUCGUUCGAUUUUAUUUUUCAAGGAUUUCUCGUAGUUUCUAUCGAUUGGCAAUCAUGGAGCGAGAAGGUGAUAAAAGAAUUAAUAAGAGUGACCAAGCCUGGAGGGUACAUCGAAAUCAUGGACAUGGAUGCUGAAGCAAUGAAUCCAGGAGAAAUUGGCCGCAAAUAUAAUCAUAUUAUGUCAACGAAGUUUGCUGAUGCUGGAAUUAAUACCAUGUCUAGCAGUGGUGUGGUGAAAGCGUUUGGUGAACAUAAACGUGAAGUCACCGUUGAAGCGGUUCGCAAGAAGAAAUAUUAUCUUGGAAAACAUGGAGGAAAAUUGGGUGAAAUGGCACUAGCAUGUUACAUACAAGCACUUGAAUCAAUGGGUGCUUUUAUUGGGCCUCUUUUUGAUGUUACUGAAGACGGUUAUAAGCAACUGUUAACGGAUUACUACGAUGAACUUAAUAAUUGUAAUUCAUUCAUGACAUGUUAUCGUAUCAUUGUAAAAAAGAAAUGA